AUGGCAUCCUCGGUGGGAUCCGACAUCUUUGCAUGCCUGGCUCUUUUGACCAUCUCAGUCGCCGUCUUGUUCAUUCUGCGACACUACCUACCGUUACGAACCACUCCCGCUUUCCUCCUCGUCCCGAUUUUCCUGGCCCUAGUCCUACCCGCCAGCGCCCUCAUUCUAGUCCCCGUUGAUCUCGCAUCCAGCGCGCGAGAGAGUGAUCAUGGCGGGAAAGGAAUAUGGUUGCCCAAAAGAGCUGUCUUGGUUGCCUGGAGAAUCGUCUACUGGUUGACUUUUGUCCUGACAUGGGUUGUCUUGCCUCUAUUGGGGGAAUACAUGGAUGCUGGAUAUCGUGAUCCCAAGUCCCGGCUGAUCUAUUCGCUGCGUUCCAAUGGCAGAUACCAACUGAUCGUUCUGGUCUGCGCUAUCGCCGGUCUGAUAUACAUGAUAUUUUCCUAUGGCUUCGACUUUACCGCAAUCAGAGCCUUGGUCAUGGCGCUCGCGUAUGUGUGGGGUCUUGCUCUUGCCAUAUACCUGAUGGGCCACGGUCUAGUCUCCAUCCCGAGGAGGAUGUUCCGAAAGGCGGAUAUAAGCGGCAGCCUGCGGCGUGUCCAGGGCCAGGCUCCAAGAGUUCACGAGAAGUUGGAGGACGCUAUUGUGGCGCUUGAUGAGCUGGAAGCUCAAGUGAUGCAGCUCAAGCAAAGGAAAACUGGAAGCGCCCGAGAUUUCCAGGAUUGGAUUGAUGAGCUGGUCGACAUGACCGGCCAGCCUGAGAGUCGAGUCUUUUCCAAUGUCACCACCAUCGACGCCUCUGCCAAAGUCCCCGCAGUCAUCACCGAAAGAUACCUGGCUGAUUUGACUCGACGAUUAGUUCGAGCCAAACACCGCCGAGCUAGGUACGUUCGCGAGUGGGACAACAUUGUCCAGACCGCCUCAGAUCUGCAAGCCAUUCUCGAUUCCCAAGGCUCAGGGAAACUCGACUUUGGCCGUGCCACCUCAUCCACACUCAAGUGGUCCCCCAUGACCGCCUCAAUGCGUUAUCAUGUGCAUGUCCACCUUGUUCCCGCCGUCAGGAUAGCUUUGGGAGCUGUCCUCUCCCUCGCAUCGAUCGCUAUCAUCUGGUCUGAGAUCAUCAAGUUUCCUGCUCCACACCUAUCGGCGGUCAGUCUCACGGUCAUUCACCACCCGAGUGACAAGAACUAUCAAAUAGGCUUUGGCGGCCAAGUCAUUGCCUCUAUGUGGAUCACUUACAUGUGCAUUUGCGCCCUGAGUAGUAUGAACGACGUCCCUACAUGGAACCAGCGAGCCCUAGUGAGGAGGAACACGUACGCUGAGUCCGCAUGCUGGUAUGCGGGGCAGAUUGCCAAAUUGACCGUGCCGCUGGCAUACAAUUUCCUCACUUUCUUGCCCAAGGAUAUUCACCAGAAUUCGACCUUCUAUGGCUUCCUGGGGAGACUGAUCAAUUUGACGCCGUUAGGAACUUGGUUCGAUUACCUGUUCCCAAUGUUCGUCCUGCUUCCAGUGAUCAUGACACUAUUCAAUCUAUAUGGCAAGAUCAAGAACGUGCUGGGCUUUGGCAUAUUAGAAAUUGAUGAAGACGAGGAUGAAAAUCCGUCUGGCUUCGGAACCGGAGGUUGGCGUGAAGGACGGGACCUCAUCGCACGAGAUCUUCAGGGGAACCGACCAACAGCCACGUUGGGUAUCACUGAUUCACCGCGCACAUCUUUGGAUAGGCCUCGUGCUGCACCAACGAGGUGGACGCCUCCUGCUGAUCGAGCUGGGGCCGACAGCAUUCGCGCGACAGCGUCGAGUACGCCGCACAACCCAACAUCCAGAGAUCGAUUCAGAGAUCGACCUACUUUGGAACCUGAGCCCGAUGAGGAAAACUUCUUCACGCUUUUUGGGAGGAGGGUGAAAAACACGAUUGACACGAUCGAAACGCCCAAAUGGAUGCAACCUCCGACGAGUCGGAGUGGAGGUGGUACCGGCUUCAAGCGGCCACGAUGGUUAGGAGGGACAGGGGACGAGAACGCUGGCAACAGCGGGACCAACAGUGGUGGUGGUGAUUCCAAUAUCCUGGGGUUGUUUGGUGGCAGGACAACCCAAGACGGCAGGAUCAUGAUAUGA
Molecule: messenger RNA, 2112 nt
Organism: Fonsecaea pedrosoi CBS 271.37
Lineage: Eukaryota; Fungi; Ascomycota; Eurotiomycetes; Chaetothyriales; Herpotrichiellaceae
Exons: 1
Coding region: 1-2112 (703 amino acids)
Cellular component (GO): membrane
Source: RefSeq, a predicted model, not a curated record